Molecule: messenger RNA, 7136 nt
Organism: Saimiri boliviensis boliviensis (Bolivian squirrel monkey)
Lineage: Eukaryota; Metazoa; Chordata; Mammalia; Primates; Cebidae
Gene: SHROOM3
Product: shroom family member 3
Biological process (GO): actin filament organization
Cellular component (GO): adherens junction; apical junction complex; cortical actin cytoskeleton
Molecular function (GO): actin filament binding
Source: RefSeq, a predicted model, not a curated record
CGAGGACCCGAGGACCGCGGAGGGGCGAGUGCAGCGCGACGCUUCCACCCAGAAUCCGCUUUCAAACCUUAGGGAGCCUUCUUUGCCAUUGAAAUGCAAAUCCGGUCCUGAGCGCCCGGGCCAAUCCCGGAGGCUUCCUGUGGGAUUACCUGGUGGCGAGCGAGCGCCGAGCCGGCGCGGCCCCUCGGGUGCGGCGGGCGCUGGGUGGACUGCGCGGGCCCGGGCGGGAGGCCAGGCGAGGCGGGCGAACGCCCCGCACCUUCGGCGCCCGGCGCGGGACCGGCGUCCUCCAGCCGCGCGCCCCCGGCCCGCCGUGCCGCCGUAGCCGGGGCGCGGUGGCGCGGGGCGCGGCCCGGCUGCCCAUUGUUGAGCGCGUUGGGCCCCGCCGGCGAUGCCCCGCGCCGCCUCCUCGGAGCGGCGGCGAAGUUUGAACUUGGCGUCGGCCUGGAGCCCCGUGCAGUGCGGGGGCGGCGGCCGCGAGGCGAGCGGCGAUGAGAUGUGUGUGCAGACCCAGGCCAUGCAGAUACUGGUGACUCUAACUUCCUCAGCUCGGAACACCUCACCUCUGGCCCCCAGCACAGGAAAGCAGCGUGGUCAGGAGGGGUUAAACUUCGGCUGAAGCACAGGCGCAGUGAGCCUGCAGGCCGACCUCACUCGUGGCACACAACUAAGUUUGGGGAGAACCAACCUGAUGCCAGCAUGAUGCAGAUAUCUCAGGGCAUGAUUGGCCCUCCUUGGCACCAAAGCUACCAUUCCAGCUCCUCUACAAGUGAUCUCUCCAACUAUGACCAUGCCUAUCUAAGGCGGAGCCCUGACCAGUACAGCUCCCAGGGGAGCAUGGAGAGCCUGGAGCCCAGUGGGGCAUACCCACCCUGCCAUCUUUCCCCUGCCAAGUCCACCGGCAGCAUUGACCAGCUCAGUCACUUCCAUAACAAGAGAGACUCGGCUUACAGCUCUUUCUCCACCAGUUCUAGCAUCCUAGAGUAUCCACCCCCUGGCAUCUCUGGCCGGGAGCGUUCAGGCUCCAUGGACACAACUUCUGCUCGAGGUGGUCUCUUCGAAGGGAUGAGGCAGGCAGAUAUUCGCUAUGUGAAGACAGUCUAUGACACCCGGAGGGGAGUCUCAGCAGAGUAUGAGGUGAACUCUUCAGCCCUGCUGCUUCAAGGUAGGGAGGCCCGAGCCUCAGCAGAUGGUCAGGGCUAUGAUAAAUGGUCUAAUAUUCCUCGGGGCAAGGGAGUGCCACCCCCAUCCUGGAGCCAGCAGUGCCCCAGUUCCUUGGAGACUGCCACUGACAACCUUCCUCCUAAAGUGGGUGCACCCCUGCCUCCAGCUCGGAGUGAUAGUUACGCAGCCUUUCGGCACCGAGAGCGGCCCAGCUCCUGGUCUAGCCUUGAUCAGAAACGGCUCUGCCGGCUUCAGGCAAACUCUUUAGGCUCCCUGAAGUCUCCAUUCAUAGAGGAGCAGCUGCAUCCUGUGCUGGAGAAGAGUCCAGAGAACAGCCCCCCAGUGAAGCCCAAGCAUAAUUAUACCCAGAAGGCCCAACCUGGCCAACCUCUGCUGCCGACCAGCAUCUACCCGGUACCGUCCCUGGAGCCACACUUUGCCCAGGUGCCCCAGCCUUCUGUGAGUAGCAACGGGACUCUCUACCCUGCACUGGCCAAGGAGAGUGGCUACAUAGCCGCUCAGGGAGCGUGCAACAAGAUGGCUGCCAUUGAUGAGAAUGGGAACCAGAAUGGAUCUAGCAGGCCUGCGUUUGCCUUCUGCCAGCCCUUAGAACAUGACUUGCUGUCUCCGGUAGAGAAGAAGCCAGAAGCUACAGCCAAGUAUGUCCCCUCCAAAGUCCGUUUUUCUUCGGUGCCUGAAAAUGAGGAGGAUGCCUCCCUGAAGAGACAUCUCACACCUCCCCAAGGCAGCAGCCCACAUCCCAAUGAGAGAAAGGGCACCCACAGCAACAGACCAUCUUCUCAUCCCCACAGCCUCAAAUGCCCUCAGGCCCAGGCCUGGCAAGCGGGUGAAGACAGAUCUUCCAGGCUCUCAGAGCCUUGGGAGGGUGAUUUCCAGGAAGACCACAAUGCCAACCUCUGGAGGCGGCUGGAGAGAGAAGGCCCAGGCCAGGGUCUAUCAGGCAACUUCGGCAAGACCAAGUCAGCCUUCUCAUCUCUCCAGAACAUUCCUGAGAGUCUGAGAAGACACAGCAGCCUGGAGCUAGGCCGAGGAGCCCAGGAGAGUUACCCCGGGGGCAGGCCCACCUGCGCAGUCAACACCAAGGCGGAAGACCCUGGGAGGAAAGCUCUUCCUGACUUCGGGAGCCAUGUGGACGGGCAUGUUUCCUACCCACGGCCCGAGGGGAGGGCUGGUGCCUCGGCCUCUUUCCACAGCGCAGACCCAGGGCCCGAAGAGCCGCCCUCCCCGUCGCACCCGCGCACAUCCAGUCUCGGCCGGAGGGGGCCCGGCCCGGGCAGCGCUUCGGCUCUGCAAGGCUUUCAGUACGGGAAGCCCCACUGCUCGGUGCUGGAGAAGGUCUCCAAAUUCGAGCAGCGAGAGCAAGGGAGCCAGAGACCGAGUGUGGGCGGCCCCGGUUUUGGUCAUAACUACAGGCCCCGCAGGGCCGUCUCAACUUCCAGUACUUCUGGGAAUGACUUCGAGGAGACAAAAGCCCGCAUGCGUUUCUCUGAGUCAGUGGAAGCCCUAGGCAAUGGGGAGCAGCACUUCAAAAACAGGGAGCCGAAGCUGGAGGAGGCCUCCCGGCAGCCCUGCGGUCAGCAGCCGAGCGGAGGAGCCGUGGACAGCGGCCGCGGCCCCCAGAGGCCGGACGCUCGCCUCCUCCGCAGCCAGAGCACCUUCCAGCUCUCCAGCGAGCCCGAGAGGGAGGCCGAGUGGCGGGACAGGCCCGGCUCGCCCGAGUCGCCCCUGCUGGAUGCCCCCUUCAGCCACGCCUACCGGAACAGCAUCAAGGACGCACAGUCCCGCGUUUUGGGGGCCACUUCCUUUCGACGCCGGGACCUGGAGCUAGGGGCGCCCGCGGCGUCGAGGCCCUGGCGGCCACGGCCCUCCUCGGCCCAUGUGGGGCUGCGGAGCCCCGAGGCGCCGGCCUCCGCCUCCCCGCACACGCCCCGGGAGCGGCACAGCGUGACCCCGGCAGAGGGCGACCUGGCCAGGCCCGCGCCCCCUGCCGCCCGGAGAGGGGCUCGCCGGCGUCUGACCCCCGAGCAGAAGAAGCGCUCCUACUCGGAGCCGGAGAAGAUGAACGAGGUGGGGGUCGCGGAGGAGGCCGAACCGGCACCCCUGGGCGCCCAGAGGAAGGGGAUGCGUUUCCCGGAGAGCAGCGUAGCCGACCGGCGCCGCCUCUUUGAGCGUGAUGGCAAGGCCUGCUCCACGCUCAGCCUGUCCGGGCCCGAGCUGAAGCAGUUCCAGCAGAGCGCCCUGGCCGACUACAUCCAGCGCAAGACAGGCAAGUGGCCCGGCUCCGCCUCCGGCAGUGGCCUCCACGAGCCUGGGCCACUGCGCGAGCGCGCCCAGAGCGCAUACCUCCAGCCCGGCCCUGCGGCGCCUGAAGGCCCCGGCCUCGCCUCGGCCUCCAGCCUGAGCUCGCUGCGGGAGCCCAGCCUGCAGCCCCGUAGGGAGGCCACGCUCCUGCCGGCCACUGUUGCAGAAACCCCGCAGGCUCCCCGAGAUCGCAGCAGCUCCUUCGCUGGUGGCCGCCGCCUCGGGGAACGGCGACGCGGGGACCUCCUCAGUGGAGCAAACGGUGGAACAAGGGACACCCAGAGGGUGGAUGAGACCCCCAGGGAGCCACCCUCCUGGGGGGCUAGGGCCGGGAAGUCCAUGUCGGCAGAGGACCUGCUGGAACGCUCGGAUGUCCUCGCCGUCCCUGUCCACGUGAGGUCCAGGUCAUCUCCCGCCACCGCAGACAAGCGCCAGGAUGUGCUUUUGGGGGAAGAAAACGGCUUUGAUCUUAUCAAGGAUCAAUGUUAUUUGGCUGGCCCUGGAUCUAGGUCACUCUGUUCAGAAAGAGGCCAAGAAGAGAAGCCGUUGCUCUCCCACCAUCCCACCCCUCGUUGGGGUGGUUCAGGCUGCAAAGCCAUCGGUGAUUCCUCCGUUCCUAGUGAAUGUCCUGGAACUCCGGACCAUCAGAGGCAAGCCAGCAGGACACCCUGCCCCAGGUCACCACUGGCAGAAACACAAGGGCAGCUCACAGACACCAGGGCUACACCUCUGACCCCACUUGGCACCCCUGUGCCUUCAGCCGUUCCCUCUGGCUACUGCUCACAGGAUGGUCAGACAGAGCGACAGCUUCUUCUGCCCUUCACCCCUGCCAUGACCCACAGAAGCAAUGGUCAUACCCUGACCCAGCCUCCAGGUCCAAGAGGCUGUGAGGGCGACGGCCCAGAGCAUGGGGUAGAAGAGGGAAUGAGGAAGAGGGUCUCGUUGCCUCAGCGGCCGGCUCCUUCUCGAGUGAAGUGGGCCCACACAGCCAGAGAAGACAGCCUUCCUGAGGAAUCCUCAGCUCCUGAGUUUGCAGACCUCAAGCACUAUCAAAAACAGCAAAGUCUUCCAAGUUCAUGCAGCACUUCCGACCCAGACACGCCUGUUGGGGCCCCAAGCACUCCAGGGAGGAUCUCCCUCCGAAUAUCUGAGUCCAUCCUGUGGGACUCCCCAUCACCUCGUGAGGAUUGUGACGACGAAGUGUUUAUGAGGGAUCUGCACCCCAAGGCCAUAUCCAGCCCCACAUUUGAAACUCUUCCCCCACCCCCACCUCCUCCACUGAGUCAGGAAACCCCGAUAUAUAGCACGGAUGACUUCCCUCCACCUCCUCCCCACGCUGUGUGUGAGGCACAGCUGGACAGUGAGGACCCCGAGGGGCCACAUCCCAGCUCCAACAAACUUUCUAAGGUGACAAUUGCAAGGGAAAGGCAUGUGCCUGAUGCAGCCCAUGUGGUAGGUAGUCAGACACUGGCUUCCAGACUCCAGACUUCUAUCAAGGGUUCAGAGGCUGAAUCCAAACCACCUUCCAUCAUGAGUGUGCAGCCCCAACUUGCUGGGUCUUGUGGGCAGCCAGCACCCACCCAGACUCAAAGCCUCACCCAUGAUCCAGUCAAUGGAACUCAGGGUUUAGAAAAGAAAGUCAGUUCUGAUCCUCAGAAGAGCUCAGAAGACAUUAGAACAGAGGCUCUCGCCAAGGAAAUUGUCCACCAAGACAAAUCUCUAGCAGACAUUCUGGAUCCAGACUCCAGGCUGAAGACAACGAUGGACCUGAUGGAAGGUUUAUUUCCCCGAGAUGUGAACUUGCUGAAGGAAAACAGUGUAAAGAGGAAGGCCAUACAGAGAACUGUCAGCUGCUCAGGAUGUGAAGGCAAAAGGAAUGAAGACAAGGAAGCAGUGGGCAUGUUGGUCAACUGCCCUGCCUAUUACAGUGUGUCUGCUCCCAAGGCUGAGCUGCUGAACAAAAUCAAAGAAAUGCCAGCAGAAGUAAAUGAGGAAGAGGAACAAGUGGAUGUCAAUGAAAAGAAGGCUGAGCUCAUUGGAAGCCUCACCCACAAGCUGGAGACCCUCCAGGAGGCGAAGGGGAGCCUGCUCAUGGACAUCAAGCUCAACAAUGCCCUGGGAGAAGAGGUGGAGGCUCUGAUCAGCGAGCUCUGCAAGCCCAAUGAGUUUGACAAGUACAGGAUGUUCAUAGGGGACUUGGACAAGGUGGUCAACCUGCUACUCUCCCUCUCGGGGCGUCUGGCCCGUGUUGAGAACGUCCUUAGUGGCCUUGGUGAAGAUGCCAGUAAUGAAGAAAGGAGCUCUCUCUACGAGAAAAGGAAGAUCCUGGCUGGGCAGCACGAGGACGCCCGGGAGCUGAAGGAGAACCUGGAUCGCAGGGAGCGGGUGGUGCUGGGCAUCCUGGCCAGUUACCUUUCUGAGGAGCAGCUCCAGGACUACCAGCACUUCGUGAAAAUGAAGUCCACACUCCUUAUCGAGCAGCGGAAGCUGGACGACAAGAUCAAGCUGGGCCAGGAGCAGGUCAAGUGUCUGCUGGAGAGCCUGCCCUCGGAUUUCAUUCCCAAGGCCGGGGGCCUGGCUCUGCCCCCAGACCUCACGAGUGAGCCCACUCCUACCGGGGGCUGUACUUUCGGUGGUAUUUUCCCAACAUUAACCUCUCCACUUUAACCUCUUCUAAAAUACCCAACCAAAAGAUGACUGUUUCUAUCAACACUAUUUAAUCUGAAAAAUGUUUCAGUACAAACCACUGUUUGAACUAUCUGGGUUAUUGGUGUUUGUUCUGGACGAAAGGAAAAAAAUUCUCUCCAAGAGGAAGCCUGUUUUUUCCUUCUUGCCCUUCCUGAUUGAUCUUCUCAGAGCUCGAAAGCUGCUGGACACAUCCCCCUUUCUAUUAUUACUUUGUAGUAGAAAGUAAGUUAAUGAAACAGAACCGACUGGAGGGUGUUUGAUUGUUUAGUUUUUAACAGGCUGAGGCAACAUGGAUCCGUGUGUGUCCCCCUCAGGAAUGUAUCCACAGUGGCCUUCCUUGCUGGUGGGCAGUGUAUCCUGAUGGCAGGGUACAAGUACCAUUAAUGAAGGGUCUGCAACAUAAAGCCUUAAAAAGACACACACUAAGAAGAAAUUGUAAAACCUUGAACAUUGUUAUUUAUAUUUUUUAAAAUGGAAACGAUCAUUGUUGUGCUAACCACUUAUUUGAUUCUGUUUUGUGGUGGACGUAGAUAAUUACGUUUGAGCUUUGUAUUUUGUGAAAACCUUAAUGAAAUGAAUUCCAAAGACAGUCACAUUGAGCGUGAAGACUUUUUUUUUUCUUGCAUUCCUGACUUGUCUUAUUUUUCCAAACAUGAGCAGGCAUUCUGCACUUCACUGGACUUAGUAUGGGGGAGUCCUCCCGGGCUCUUCUCCUAUGUCACACCUUCCCCAGAGGAAGGCCUGGUGCACUGCGGUUACUGCAUCGUUUCCUAGUGCUUCAUGUCAUUAUCACUGGUGGGGAAACAAAGCUAAAUUUUACUAGCAAAGACAACAACUCUCAGACCUAUGUAAUAGGAAGAGGAAGUCCAGAAUCCAAGCCAAUUCAAAACGGAACCCAUGCUGUUCUGAACACAAUUUGGACUAAAUACGGCCUGUUUAUUGAGGCUUUUUCAUGAUGCUUU